Molecule: messenger RNA, 678 nt
Organism: Fopius arisanus
Lineage: Eukaryota; Metazoa; Arthropoda; Insecta; Hymenoptera; Braconidae
Exons: 6
Coding region: 79-573 (164 amino acids)
Source: RefSeq, a predicted model, not a curated record
GGCAAAUAAAUCAUCAAUCAAUUCUCAACUUCAGUACCUCCAAUACUUGAGCAGAGAAACCAAACUGUUGUAGUAAAAAUGAUUUUCAAACUCAUUAUCGUCGCUAUUGCCAUCAUCGGCAUUGCAGAAUCGAGACUGUGUAUUUGCGACGGACUUAAUUUUCGAGGCGGGAAAUGCAGUUCUGAUCCCUUCUGUUUAUUCGGCGACGAUAAAUACCCAACGAGUUCAUCUACACUGAAACAAUUGUUUCGGCUACUCGGACUUCAAGAUCCAUCCCAUUCAUUAACGCCCAGCUUGCGCGCCAAAUAUAUUCAAUUGCUGAAAUAUCUAAACCCGGCAUCAGGAUUUUCAAGUCUAAAUCCGUACAGCAGUAAUAUGUAUAAUGCAGUACUCACAAGGUUGUUUCCAGACGGUUAUUCGUGGGUGGAUGUGGACCAUUUGGGCGUGAUAACGCCAUUGCCAUUUGAUCUUGACAUGUUGCCCGCUGAUGGUAGUUGCAGUCCUGGUCGUCGUUACAGAAAGGGAUCGGAGAUUUGCCUGUGUAAUGACGGGAGCACGCCGUUCUGCUUCUAAAUUUUCACUCAAUAACAUGAAAAAAUGAUUGAAUUAAAAAACAUUGUAAACAUUUUAUGUAUUCGAAUUAAAAACUUUGGCAAAUGUAUUGCCCAUGUAUUUAAA